Molecule: messenger RNA, 1332 nt
Organism: Pseudocercospora fijiensis CIRAD86
Lineage: Eukaryota; Fungi; Ascomycota; Dothideomycetes; Mycosphaerellales; Mycosphaerellaceae
Exons: 2
Cellular component (GO): cytoplasm
Source: RefSeq, a predicted model, not a curated record
GCCUCGCCGUCGUCGUCACCGCGGCUUCCAUCACCACCACCCAUAGCAGAGGAUCAGAUCGGGCCAACAUCGCCUGGUGUGUCGCUGUUCGAAGACCAAGACAAGCUGCUGUCGCAGAGCCUUGACGGUGGAGCUUCGCGGCGAAUACGCCCCGGCACGAAAUCAGAGGAUAUGACGGAAGGUCCUCCUUUGGUCGAGCUUUCAGAGGCAUAUACCAGCUCCCACAUGCUGACUUGGAAUGUGCAGAUCGACACGGCCUUCCAGCUCACAGAACACCUCAAAGCACUGUACUACCACCACACUCACCCACCCGAUUCCAACACCACCGUGCCCAUCACGGCCGACCUCGCGCGCCAGCUGUGCAGACCACCCGACGCCACCUCCACCGAGAUCUGGCUGUACGAGCUGGGCCGCUUCCUCAUCCAGAAGACUAAUGCCAUCAUUGUGCACCUCUUCGCCGACGACCCGCCAUGCAGUCCACAGACGUGCUCCGAGAUGCGAGCCAGCGAAUGGCAAUAUCUAUGCGCAGUCCACGACCCACCCAAGAGCUGUUCAGCAAUUGAUUACUGCUGCCAUACCCUAGAUUGGGCAGCGACAUCUUUGACUAGCAGCAAGAUGUUCCCGUCUCGCUUAAAUCUGGGCACCGCGGGCAUGGGGGGCGGACAUGACAAGACUAUGCAAGCCCAGCUCAAGGAGAUUACAAACAUAUUCAGACGCGUCUACCGCAUCUUCGCGCAUGCCUGGUUCCAGCAUCGUGACAUGUUCUGGCGAGUCGAGGCUAAGACCGGCUUGUACAUCUUCUACAAGACUGUGUGCGAUGAGUACAACCUGAUACAGCCCGAAAAUUACACCAUCCCACCCGAAGCAGAAGGUCAGGAACCAGACGCAUCUCGGGCUGAGAAUGAGAAACCACAGGUGCUUAGCAUCUUGUCGAGGCCACCCGAGGACAUCUCCCUCCCAGAUCCAGCCAACACAACCAUUGCGCAUGGCAAUACCACAAAGCGCCAUACCCACACCAGGGAUCCAUCCAGUACGGUAGCCACGGUCAUCCAAGAGGAAGCCGAACCGGAGGACGAGGACCCACCACAACCGAAGCGAGGGCUUGACCGCUCGACCACUAUCUUAUACACGAAGGCAGCAGAUCCUGAUCCAGAGCCUGUGGCUGAACCGACUAAAACAGAGGAAGAUGAAGUACCAACUCUGGGUAUCGAGCGCACCGAUACCCUCAAGCCGGCAACACCUGAGCCAAAAACGGCUGGCGAAGAGGUCGAGGCUGGAGAGGAGACUGUCAUUCUGGCGGAGGCGGAGCAAGAUGCUGAACCUAAGCUGGAG